Molecule: messenger RNA, 3939 nt
Organism: Brassica rapa (field mustard)
Lineage: Eukaryota; Viridiplantae; Streptophyta; Magnoliopsida; Brassicales; Brassicaceae
Product: probable E3 ubiquitin-protein ligase ARI15
Biological process (GO): protein ubiquitination
Molecular function (GO): zinc ion binding; ubiquitin-protein transferase activity
Source: RefSeq, a predicted model, not a curated record
UAAGUCCAAUUAGUUAUAAAUAUUGGAUUUGUUUAGAUUAUACAUUGUGAUAUAAUAGACGAUUAAAAUCACAAAAUAUAAUUAUUCAAAGUAAUAAAUAAAAUUGCUAUGUUUAAAAAUGUUAUAUUAACAAUUGUGUAAUACAUUUUAAUUUACAUAUAUAUAUAUAUAUAUUAUACCAUUAGUACAAAGAAAAAAAUUAAAGUGAAAGCAAAUAUUUAUACGGUCACGGGACAAGCUAUAGAAAUAAAUAACAACAGCAAGAUUAUUUUUCUUUAACAAAUUUAUUUUAAUAGAAAUUAUAGUUCCAAAUAUGUUUUUAUAUUUUAUGUAUUUAUAAAUUUAUUUUCUUUGUCUUUAAGGAAGCUUAGAUUUUGAAAUUGGAAAAAAAUAUGACCACCUCUAUUUUAUUUUAAUUAAGAAAUUUAAAAUUUAUAUCAGAAUAUUUUAUUAAAAUUUUAAUAUUUAUUUUUAUUAUAACUGAAAAAGUAAUUUUCAAUAUAAAUUUAUGUUUCAAUAUUACAAAUGCAUCAUUUAAUAUAAACAAAAAACUAAAAACAUAAAAUAAAUACCCGCCCGGUCGGGCGGGUCAAGGUCUAGUUUUUUUAUUAAAAGCUAAAUAUAUUUGUAUAUCCUAGAGCUAACUAAUCUAUAUUUAGCUUUAGAGUUAAGGGAUACUAGAUUUUGACCAGCGCGACCGCCCGGAUGUUUGCUUUAUUUUUUUUAUAAAUCAAAUAGAAUUGGUUAUAUUUUUUCAAAUGUAUUUAUAUGAUGUGGGUAUCCAUCCAUUCGGGUUCGAAUACCCAUUUGGGUUCGUUUCGGAUCUAUUCGGAUUUUAGAUUUUUUCAGUUUGAAGGAAUUCAACCCUAUUUAUGUAUUUAUAAAUUUUGAUCCAAGUUCGGUUUGGUCUUUAUAGGUUUGGUUCGGUUUCAGAUAAUGCAUUUAAAUGAUGUUUAAAAAUUUAAAAUCAAAUCGAAAAAUAAAAUUUAAUAUAUAACAUGAAAAAUACCUAAAUUUAACAUAAAAUUAGUUUGAAAUAUUUAGAUGGGCAACCAAUAUAUACUUUAAGUAUUUUUGGUGAUUUACGUAUUGUUUAGCUAUUUUAAGUAUUUACAUUUGAUCGGUUUUGGUUCGAGUCAAAAGAAUUUGGAAUGAUGGUGAAUCAUGGAGAAGAUACUAUAAAAAUGAUCUAACUAUGAAAAUGGUUGACUGGUCCCAACUAAUCCGUGGUUAUCUAAAUUAUAGGAACUUGUUAGUAAUUAUUUCAUUUAUGGAAAUCAAGCUUUAUUGUGAAUAGUAAAUUAUCGUUAGAUCAAUUGAUUAUCUUUAUACCAGCAAUAUAUUGUUUACAUAUACACUAGGAUAAGACUUGCGCAUGUUAUAAAUUUAUAUAAAAUUUAUCUUCAACAUGGUGCAAGUAAAUCUGGCAAGCCGUGGAUCUUCAUAGGACGGCUAGGUGUAGUUUUUCAUAAGGCAUGUAGUAUUGUCGGUUGUCGAAUCGUCUAUGUAAUUUUCUCAUAUCAUAAUUAUAAGAUCAUAAUAAAUCAGCGUUAAAAAAAACUACAUGCUCUAAACUUUUUAAAAGUUUCUCUAUUUAUAUAUAUAGGAUGUUAAAUUAUUGAUCAUUAAUUUUUAACAUAAUAAUUUUAAACUCUAGCCGCUGCCGCGCAUCCGCGCAGGUGGUCUACUUAUUUUAAACUAUAAUUUUUAACAUAAUACGAUUGUAUAUCGAACGGGAUGGUUUAACGUUUUUUUGGUAUAGAAAAUAAAUGGGUUAAGGAAAGUGUAAAACUACAGUGUUUAAGUCCAGUGGCAUAUGAUUGUAAUUAUUGGGAAAAACUCGGGGUGAAGAUUUAUUUAUACUUCAGUUUUAAUAGUUUAGAUAGUUUGGAAGGAGAUUUCAAAAUUUAAAAAAUAAAUAUUAAAAAUUUCAAAAUAAAAAACUAUUUUAGUUGUUUUACUGGUGACAAAAAACUUUUAAAAAAAACUAUUCAAUAGAAUUGCCCAAAUUUUUAUAGUCAAUAAUUGCUAAUUAGAGAAUGGUAAUGUUUUGAUAAAAAAAAAGAAUGGUAAUGUAUAAUUUUUUCUCUUUCUAAAAGUUGUUAACCAAAAAAGGAAAAACAUCCUUUAAACAGAGGGCAAAAAUUAAGGCCCAAUGGGCCAAGAUUCUUUGGACGCCAGGCGGUGAAAUCAAAAAGGAAACCCUAAAGCGCCUAUAAAACAAGAAAUCAAUCAAUUAGCAGUUAAGUGAGGCGCAAGCUAUCGAUAAGCCUUUUUAUAUAACUCUUGUGUCCGCCUCUCGUUGAUUUCCUUCUUUAGGAUUCUAUAAGUUUAUCAUAGAAAUUUUGUUCAAUCUCAAUAUGGAGGAUGAUGAUCUACAGAGACCGUAUUCGGUUUGUACAAGAGAUGAUCUUAAAGAGAGGAUAACUAAACAGAUCGAUGUUAUCUCCGAGAUCUUCUGCGUUUCAAACUCCGAUGCCACCGUACUCCUCAUGAAACUCCGAUGGAACUCGCAGCUUCUUUCAGAGCGGCUGAGCCAAGAAAACAAGAAACUGUUGACUGAGUCAGGUUUGAAACCAGUUGAUGUUACCGACUCGAACCAAGAUUUGUCCGAUUCUUCUUGUGAUGAGUUUUAUGAGUUCUUUGAUGACGUCGAUGAUGAUGGAGAUGAUGUUGUUAAAGUCUCCACACCCUUUUGUUCUCACAAGUUCUCCACUACUUAUUGGAGUAAGUAUCUUGACAAGAACUUCUUCUCCGUGGAGAAAACCCUAGAUACAAUCUCUUGCCCUCAUCAUGAUUGUGGAGCUUCAGUGGGACGUGACACGAUCGAGAAGCUAACAGUGAAGGAUAGAGAUAGUUACGAUGAGUACGUUCUGAGAUCUUACCUCGAGAAAAGCAAGAAACAGAUCAAACAGUGUCCGGGUUGCAGUUACUUCAUUGAGUUUCAUAAAGGGACCGAUGCUGAAGAGUAUGGCUUAAAUGUGGUGUGUCUAUGUGGUCAUAACUUCUGCUGUAGAUGCAGCCUUGAGACGCACAGACCUGUGACAUGCAACAACGCCUCUGAUUGGUUGUCUAGAGACUUGCAGAAGCUGUCAGAGGCAUCAGAUAAGUCACUGAGCUUUUUAUGGAUCGAAGACAACACGGAGACUUGCCCUCAUUGCCUAUCUCCUUUGGAGAUUGGUCUUGGUUCACUAGACUCCAAGUUCGUUCCUUGUGGCUACUGCAGUGGUAGCUUCUGUUGGGAGUGUAUGCACUCUGAAGAAUCCCACAAAACGGAAUCAGGAACCUAUGGAGACUGUCUUGAACCAGUAGAGCAGGAUCCACUCUGGAACGUAGAAGUGGUGGAUACUUCGUGUUUGGAUCGCUGGGAGGCGUGUGAGGUUUCAUUGGUGGAAGCUAGAUCCGAGCUCCAAGCUUUCAAGGAAUCCGACAACACCAGCGAAGAGUACAUUAGGAUUGUAAGAGACGGUCUGAUGCUGAUUGUUCAGUGCAGACAGUUCCUUAAAUGGACCUGCGUGUACGAACACAUCCACUUGGAGUACGAGGCCUCGAAGAAGGAGUUUCUGAGGUUCCUUCAAGACUACGCAAACACACUUGUCGAGAGAUACGCAGAGACUUUGAAGGAGGACACAAAAGCCUUGUCUGCUGCACAGCUUGUUUGCAAUGUACCCGCCGUGACAAGCAGCAUUGGUAACUACUUUUAUAACUUCUCCAAGGCUUUGAAAGAUGGUUUGGACGCUGUGAAGGUGAAGCACUAUGACGACUUUGCUCCUUGCUGGUUGUGUGACCGCUGCAGCUCCGCAAACACUUGGCUACAUAAGGCGUGUCAGAUGUGCUGUGAAUCUCCUGUGGUUGAAGCAAAGUGAUUCGUUUCUUAACUAGGUUUCUUCUUAAAGAUAGAACAAACGUAUUAGUAGACAAUGAAACUUGAGAGUCUUU